AUGCAAAAGUAAGAAGAUGAAAGAACGCAAAGUGUCGAUAGUUGGUCAGCGGGACACUGUGUUGGUAAACAAGGAACUAAUAUUUCAUCUCAAGAACCACCUUGCUAAAGAUCUGGUUAUUAAAGAUCAUAUCCCCAAAAAACAUGGCCCAGAGAAGCGGCGGAAGGAGAGCAAGCUAAAGCAUGAUCUGCUUAGAAGAACCUCUGUACUCAACGCCGCGUGUGAAGACACUGACAAGGGAACACGAGUUCACAGUCACUCAAAGAAGCAGCCACAAAAACAGAGUAGAACGAUGAACCUAGGACUACACACUCGGCUCAAGAGUUAUGAUUUUAAAGAUAUUGUCCGUCUUGUGGCUCUGCUGGCUAUCAGUACCAAACACUGUCGAAGCCAUGCUGUCCGAGCAGCUGAAGAGAACUCUCAGUCCUUAAUGUCGUUACAGCAGAUCAGACAAGUUCAGAGAAUGGCUGGGUCAAAGGAAGAGUUGUUGUUUGAUGCCGGCUACUUCAGCAGUGCGGCCAGCAAAAACAAGUACGUUCGACUGCCCAACAACGCUAAAGCUACCCUCCAUCUACCCUCCCAUCAGCGCACCAAUGAUUCUCUCCAACAAGUCCACAAACUUUUCCUGCAGAUGAAGCUCCUGUCCCAGUAUCCGCACCCCAUGCAGAUACAGCUCUGUAAGGUCGGGUUUUACUCCAGUUUCAGCGCUUCGAGGGUCAUCAUCAGACAGGGACAUCGGCCUUUUUACUUUUACAUCAUUAUCUCCGGGUCAGUGAUGAUAAACGAGAUGCAGCAGAGUGAAUCUACGGGAGAAAUGUACGUGACAACAAGGUGUGUGCUGGAGAAAGGAGACCAGUUUGGGGAGACAGCUCUCCUCCUGAACCAAACUAGAAACGCUACUGUUGUAGCACAGAGUGACGUGGAGUUGCUGGUCAUCGAUAAAAAGGACUUCCUACCAAUGUUUGAUGCGCAAGUGAAGAACGCACAAGGAGCAAAAAAUCCUCGGGAAAUGGAGCACAUACAGUACUUAAAGGAAGAGUGUGAAGCGUUCAAAAGGUUCCCUACCCACAUACUCUACACAAACCCGAUGAACUGUGUGGUUCAUUACUUCAGAAAGGGGAGUGUCAUUGUCAGGGAAAUGAAUACGGAAUGGCUCUACGUCGUCAAAUCUGGGACUUGUAGAGUAGUUUCAGCUAUGCCGAUUGAGAAGCAACUGAAAGAGCAAGCUAAAGAGGUGAUAGAUUCUCUGAGAAAACAUGGCUUUGAUGAGAUUGAUGUCUGCGACCUUGAGUUCAACUCGCUAGAACAAAAGGAAAAGAACAGCAAGAUUCGCUAUUUCCUCGAAUCAACUCCCACUCCAACUCCUAGUCCAUGUUCUCGGCCAAGGACCUGUAGCAAACAUACACAGGAGUCAAUAUCAGAAGGAACAUCCACAAGUGCUAAGUCAGCCAGCACUCCUGAAACUAAAGUUUGCAUGUUCGUUUGUGUCAGGACCCUGAAACCUGGAGAUACUUUCGGAUUCGAAAGUCUGGUAGGAGAAAUGCCCGAUAUUUCUCUUAGUGUCGUGUCCAGCAAUGCAGAGUGUGUUGUGAUCAGUAAGAAACUGUUCCAGAACUUUGUACCUCCAGACGUCUUGAUAUCUCUGAAAGCUAGAUUUCAGAAUUUCCCGUACCCGACCUCACACGAUAUCACGGCGGCAUUAAAUGCCCAGUGGAAGUGGUACAGCUACAAGAAGCAGCUCCUCAGAAACACCCUCAUCAGCAACGUAGCGCUCAAAGUCUAAACACAAGGAUUUAUUUUAUGAGGUUAAGUUCGAGCAAAAGGAUUUGUUCUGACUUUUCGAUUAACUUUGUAUCAUGUUUUUAUAUGGCACACUGCGAAGGACGUCAACACGUAUUUCAGCUCAGUGGUAGGACAGUAUUAAACAUGUCAGACAUGUCAAACACAAGUAAAUAUUUUUAGCACAUUUCUCAACAGCUGGAUCUAAAUAUUGGAACAAAGAGUUAAUUCAGUGUUGCAGAUCAUAGCUAUUUUGUCAAUUAUUUGCUGAUUCCAUGCGUAAACAAUUUUGAAUGAAUUAACAAUUUUGAAUGAAUAUCACCAAUACUUUUUCGUGUAUCAUUUCAAAAAACUACAUUUUAUGUAUCUGGGGCUUAGAGUUAAUGUAAACUUGAUAUCAGUAACAAAAUUAUUUUUUGAAUUGCG
Bolinopsis microptera is the source of this 2205-nucleotide messenger RNA. Its product is annotated as cyclic nucleotide-binding domain-containing protein 2-like. The coding region runs from base 17 to 1783 and encodes 588 amino acids. The transcript has 13 exons. NCBI's taxonomy places the organism in Eukaryota, Metazoa, Ctenophora, Tentaculata, Lobata, Bolinopsidae. The record is from RefSeq and is a predicted model, not a curated record.